Arabidopsis lyrata subsp. lyrata is the source of this 1122-nucleotide messenger RNA. RefSeq lists its product as uncharacterized. The record is from RefSeq and is a predicted model, not a curated record. Bases 115 to 963 code for a protein of 282 amino acids. Lineage: Eukaryota; Viridiplantae; Streptophyta; Magnoliopsida; Brassicales; Brassicaceae. The transcript is spliced from 2 exons.
AUAAGUAUAAAACAGAUCCACGAAAAAGAGAAAAUCAAGAAAACCCAACUCAUUAAGCAAACUCGGAUCAACUUCUCUUCUCUCUCUCUCUCGCUAAGAAAAGAAGUAUAGAAGAUGGGAUUGUUCUCCCACAAGAUCUCGAGAGAUGAUCUGAAACCAGGCGAUCACAUCUAUUCAUGGCGUAACGUUUAUAUCUACUCUCAUCACGGAAUCUACGUAGGAGAUGAGAAAGUCAUUCAUUUCACUCGUGGAGGUGGUCUAGAAUUCGGAACAGGAACAGUUUUGGACAAGAUCAUCGAUAUUUCAAUACCAAAUCAUGGAAGAAGAGACAAUAAGUGUCUUGAUUGUGGAGAUCAAUCCAAUCUCGGUGGUGUAAUCUCUUCUUGUCUUGAUUGUUUUCUCGCCGGAGGAAAUCUUUAUCUCUUCGAAUACAGUGCCUCUCCGUCAAUCUUUCUAGCUAAAAGAGGUGGUACAUGCACGGUAGCAUCUUCAGAUCCUUGUGAUGAAGUCAUUUCUCGUGCAAAAUUUCUUCUUUUGCAAAAUGGGUUUGGUGAGUACGAUCUUUUAGACAACAAUUGUGAAGAUUUUGCCAUCUACUGCAGUACUGGUUUGUUUGUGUUAUCGGUUGCUACCAAGUUUGGAUGUAGUGGUCAAGCCAAUUCUCUGUCUGCAGCUGGUGGUGUUGUUGCUUUGACUCUUAAGGUUUUAGGUGUGAAAAAGAAGAGUAGUGGUCAUGAAGAUGAUUCUGUGGUUUCUGUUGUUAACCAGGUUAUUUCUUCGACAGUUAAAUAUGUAGUUCCUGGUAUCGGUGGUAUGGCUUUGGCUGAAUAUGGUAAUUACUGUAUUGGUCGUCUGUUUUACGACAUUGGUGUUAGAAAAGAUGCGUGUAAGGUUUCUGUUGAAGAGCUUGUUGCAUUUGUAGGAGCCAAGCAAAGCAUAUUGGAGAACAAGAAGUCUAGUUAGUUAGCACUUUGUUGUGCAUUAUGUAUGUUUGAUGAGUAAUUGUUGAGUAUGGAGAGAGUGAAUUUGCUUUUUCUGCUUUGUUUGUAUUGUGGAAACUUUAUUUUAACUAUUUGUAAAGUUGCAAAUACAGUCAAAAUAACAUUAUUGUUUCCAAGAAAA